Molecule: messenger RNA, 552 nt
Organism: Drosophila serrata
Lineage: Eukaryota; Metazoa; Arthropoda; Insecta; Diptera; Drosophilidae
Source: RefSeq, a predicted model, not a curated record
AUGAAAACUUGGCUCUGGAUAAGCUGGCUUUUCAUUUUUAAGUGCGUGAGCACAGCAGAUCGAAACUUUCGCAUCUCCUUUGACGAUGUCAACAUUAAGAUUUUUAAUUCAGACCUAAUCGAAAAGUUCGAUUGCCAGGUGCUACAAAUGGACAAUAAGAGCUAUGUUAAUUGCCAAGUGCUGGUGAAAACAUAUGUUGGUCAGAUGAAGGCACGUUCUACCUUGGACUUUUGGAAACCAAACGGUCAGGCUAUGAAGCUGUUUGAUGUCCAGUUGGAUGCAUGCCUCUUCAUAGGAAGCGUUCAUAAGAACAGGUUUUUUAAUAUUUUCGCAAAAGCCCUAAAAAAAUUUUCAAACCUUAAGUGUCCUCUGAAACCGAAUUUCACUUACACCUUAAAAAAUCUAUAUUUGGAUGAAAACGACUUUCCCGCAUUUGUUCCUAUUGGAAGAUUCCGAAGCCAGACCGAGUUUUACAUCAACGAAAGUACAGGCAGGGCCACUCGAGUUGUUGUUAAUGGAAAGAUUCUACCAAGGCGUUCUACUACCUUAUAA